CUUACCAAUUGCAACUGGCUGUCUGUCUCCUGCUACGAUAGAACUGAACGCACAGGAACGAAACUGCGGACUCGGCAAGUUCUCGAUGACGCAAACCCUAACUUUUUCACUAAACGCAGCGCAGCUGGCCGCAACGACGUCGGAUUGGACAUUCUUCUCCCCCGUCCUGCGUUCAAAUUAGGCAAAGUUAGAGCAGACAAAGAAAUGAAGCUCCAGAGCAGAAGCGGAAAACUGCGUCGGGGUUCGUGCAAUUACUGAUCUCUAGGGUUUUUGACAACAAUCAAUUGUUUCUAGAUUCGAUUAUUGAGGGUGAGGUUGCUUCGCGGCGGAGUUAGGGGAUUCUAGGGCAUACUGAAAUGCAGACGGAGGCGAGAGUUGGGGUGGUGGUGGAAGGAGGGCAGAGAGCUCUGAAUACUGGGCAUGGAGGCGUGGCGGUCGAAGGCGGUGUGAGAACACUGGCGCAGUCCCUGCCACAGAAACAGCCGAAGCCUCUGCCCCACCAGUCUCAGACUGGAACGCCUCUGCACCAACAGUCUCAGAUUGGAACGGUGUCGCAGCUUCUCGCCGGAGGUGUUGCCGGAGCUCUUAGUAAAACUUGUACGGCGCCUCUUGCUCGCCUUACCAUUCUUUUUCAGGUGCAAGGUAUGCACUCAGAUGUUGCAACAUUGAGAAAGGCUAGCAUAUGGCGUGAGGCCUCAAGGAUUGCUGGUGAAGAAGGAUUUAGAGCUUUCUGGAAAGGAAAUCUGGUUACAAUUGCUCAUCGUCUUCCUUAUUCUUCUGUUAAUUUCUAUGCAUACGAACAUUAUAAAAAGUUCCUACAAACAAUGCCUGGACUGGAAAAUCAUAGGGAGAACUUGAGUACAGACCUUUGCGUACAUUUUGUGGGUGGUGGAUUGGCGGGAAUAACAGCUGCAUCAGUUACAUAUCCUUUGGAUCUUGUAAGGACGCGCCUUGCAGCUCAGACAAAUGUGAUGUACUACAAAGGUAUUUGGCAAACUUUGCAAACUAUUAGUCGAGAUGAGGGUCUUUUUGGCCUCUAUAAGGGACUUGGAGCAACCCUCUUGGGUGUUGGGCCCAGUAUAGCUAUCAGUUUUUCGGUGUAUGAGACCUUGAGAGCUUCUUGGCAGUCACAUAGGCCCAAUGAUUCUACUGUGUUGGUUAGUCUUGCUUGUGGGAGCCUUUCAGGAAUUGCAUCAUCAACAGCAACAUUUCCAUUGGAUCUUGUGAGACGAAGGAAGCAGUUGGAAGGGGCCGGUGGCCGAGCCCGUGUCUACACAACAGGCCUUUUUGGUACGUUUAAGCAAAUAUUCAGGACAGAAGGCUUACGUGGCCUGUAUAGAGGGAUCCUACCAGAAUACUACAAGGUGGUACCUGGUGUAGGUAUUUGUUUUAUGACGUACGAGACAUUGAAGAUGCUGUUGGCAGAUGUUAGUGCUGGUUUAUAGUAGAUGCCCAUCUUCCGGAAGUGAUGCCAAAGGAAAGGAGGGUGUGAGUGAAAGUAGCUGCUAUGACAAAUCUCAUGGUAGUUAGUUUUGCGGUGCUGCUGUGGGAAUUAUAUUUUUCCAUGUAUAGAUUGACGAUCCUAUAUUUACACUUAGAAUUGAAUGCUACACGACUCUCUUACAAUUCUCAAACAUAUUCAAUCUUUUCUUAUCUGAUAAAUCUUAGGCCCAUUUCUUGCAACUGUAUUAUGA
Messenger RNA from Prunus avium (sweet cherry), 1694 nucleotides. The record is from RefSeq and is a predicted model, not a curated record. NCBI's taxonomy places the organism in Eukaryota, Viridiplantae, Streptophyta, Magnoliopsida, Rosales, Rosaceae.